Molecule: messenger RNA, 3204 nt
Organism: Gopherus evgoodei (Goodes thornscrub tortoise)
Lineage: Eukaryota; Metazoa; Chordata; Testudines; Testudinidae
Gene: ATXN7L3
Product: ataxin 7 like 3
Exons: 13
Coding region: 168-1190 (340 amino acids)
Biological process (GO): positive regulation of DNA-templated transcription; regulation of transcription by RNA polymerase II
Cellular component (GO): SAGA complex; DUBm complex
Molecular function (GO): transcription coactivator activity
Source: RefSeq, a predicted model, not a curated record
GGCAUGGGGAGCCGGGAGCGGGGCGGGCGCUGCUGCUAGCGGGGAGCUCGGCUCCGAGCGACGCCCCCACCGUCCCUCCCUCCCCGCGUCUUCUGCACAGCCGGGCGGCCUCCCAGCCUGGCCUGGGCUAUGUGCGUUCCAAGCGUCUUUUCCACUAGCGUUUGCAAAUGAAAAUGGAGGAAAUGUCUUUGUCUGGCCUGGAUAACAGCAAGCUGGAGGCCAUCGCUCACGAGAUUUACACGGACCUGGUUGAAGACGCCUGCCUGGGGCUCUGCUUCGAGGUGCAUCGGGCAGUCAAGUGUGGUUACUUCUUCCUGGACGACACGGACCCCGACAGCAUGAAGGAUUUCGAAAUCGUGGACCAGCCCGGUGUGGAUAUCUUCGGCCAGGUCUACAACCAGUGGAAGAACAAGGAGUGCGUGUGUCCCAACUGCAGCCGCAGCAUCGCUGCCUCCCGCUUUGCCCCCCACCUGGAGAAGUGCCUGGGGAUGGGCCGGAACAGCAGCCGGAUAGCCAACAGGAGGAUCGCCAGCAGCAACAACAUGAACAAAUCCGAGAGCGACCAAGAGGACAACGACGACAUCAACGAUAACGACUGGUCCUACGGCUCGGAGAAGAAAGCAAAGAAGAGGAAAUCCGAUAAGAACCCCAACUCGCCCCGGAGAUCGAAAUCCUUAAAACACAAAAAUGGGGAGCUCAGCGGGAACUCGGAUCCCUUUAAGUACAGCAACUCCUCUGGAAUCAACUACGAAACGCUGGGUCCCGAGGAGCUUCGCUUGUUGCUCACCACGCAAUGUGGAGUGAUCUCUGAACACACCAAGAAGAUGUGCACCAGGUCUCUGCGCUGCCCCCAGCAUACAGACGAGCAGCGGAGGUCAGUCAGGGUCUACCUCCUUGGACCCUCUGCCUCGCUCCCAGAAGCAGAGGGCAGUGUGGAAAAUGAGGGCUUUGACGUGUCGGAGAGCCAGGCCAUCAUGAGCCGGCUGCAGUGGGACGGCUCCUCGGACAUCUCACCCUCCGACUCGGCCUCCUCGAAAGCAAGUACGAACAACUCGGAGUCGCGUAAAACCAAAAAGAAGAAGCCGCACCUGAGCCUGGUGGGGGGCACGCCGGGGCUCAGCUCCAGCAAGAAGAAGAAACCCAAACCGCCUGCGCCCCCCACCCCUAGCAUCUACGAUGACAUCAACUGAGGGGCGGGCGGCGGCCCCUGCACCGGGCCUGUCCUGACUCUGAUCACACCCGGGGGAGCCAGGCGAUGCCUCUUACCCCCUGCGCUGUUGACUGACGAGAGAGGACCCGUCUCCGGGAAUCGGACUGCGUGGAUGCAGGGGGCACCUGUCUCCAGGAGGGGGUGCUGUGGAGCUGGAGGACGUCACUGCCUGUGGGGAUUGGGGGGCAUGGCUGACAUGUCCUUUCCCCCAUGUCUAUUUAUUCUAUAAUAAUUUUUUUUUCUUUUUUUUACUGGAUGUCCAAUCAUGACUAUACGGUGACGUCUGUCGCUUGGCAACACUAGAGACGGGUGUGUGUGGGGGGACUCAGCGGAUACCACCCUGGGCCUUGAAGGGAGGCACCAGAGGGGGGGGGUGCAGGAUCCAGGGCGUGCCAGCCCUGCAGCCUCCCUGCCUGCUCUCCCCGACAAGCUGAAAAGUCGGGGGAUCUGAGGGGAGGAAAAGGCCCCAAGUCUUGUCCCUUCAGAGCCACCUCCUCCAGGGAGCCGGGUGCUGGCCUCUGAGGAUGAGCUUGUACAAGGGUCAAUGCCAGGGGCCCAGGGCCUCUGCUUUCAGGGCAACACAGGCCUUCCCUUUUACUUCUGUCUUGUGACUUCUGGCUGGGCCUUGAUUUGGCAUCUGGGAGGACGGGUGUUUCCUCCUUCCUUCUGCCCCCAGGUAGGGAGAGGGCUGGCUGGUGCCAGGUCAGCGCGCCAGAGCGGAGGGGGUGAUCUGAUGGCUCUGCUGUGGCCCGCUGUCCUCGCAGGGCGGUGGCCGUGUGCCAGCCUUGCUCUGUGCAGGUGCUUGCUGGUCGGGCAGGCCCCAGAGCGGGCACCUGUCAGGGUGCUGUGUGAGGACUGCGGGGUACAGGGAGGCUGGAUGGUAACACACAUUCCUGUGGGGUUCCCCUCAGCCGGCUGUACCUCCUGACAUGGGGAAGUGCCCUGGCUGGGCUUGCGGCUGCUUGGCUCCGUGGUGUUGCUGGCACUUGUUCUGCCAUCUCUGUCUGGGGGGGUGAGGCUGCUGUGCUGUAGAGAUGUACACGCCUGCUGUGGGGCAGGGGGUCCCAUCACCCUGCUCUGCUUUGCCUAGUGUUGCCCUGGGACUCUGGUCAUACCCUGUGAUUGGAGAGAGCUGCUGGCUGGGGAAGUGUUGGGACCCUCCUGCCGCUGCUACAGUGGAAGGUGGCAGUGGGGCCCGUGACACAUCCUUGCUGGGCUCUUUGCUGGGCCAGUGUUCUCGCUCCCCGCACGGCACCGGUCUCUGAGCAGCAAGGCUGGUGCUGGAAUGAUUCACUGCUUUAAAAACAAACCGGGGGGAAUCCCCAACUGGGGGAGAGCUUAGCCCCCUCCCCCUUCCCUGCCUUCCAUCUCCCCUCCCCUUGAGCUUUUGGAAGGGACGAGUGAGUGUCCACUGAAUCACAUUGCUUGGGCUGCUCUUUGCUAGAGACAAGCUCCUUCCCCUGCACACUCUGAAUGUGCUAAGCGUGGCCCAGGCCCCAUUUUCGGGGCAGGACCCCCCCCUUCCCCCCCCCAGGGCACAUGGUGCUUCCUGCUGACUUGGAAAACUGAAUGCUUCAAUUUUGGAGGUGUCUUUAUUUUCCUCUCAUCGCUGGGUGGCCCCUCUGGGCUUCUGAUCUUCCUGGGGCUUCUUGUCACCAGGAACCAGACCCUGAGUGGGCUUCUCCUGUUGGUCUUGUGGGUUUUCUGUCUGUCUUGAAUUUUCCAUCUCUGCAACUCUCAGCCAGCUGGGCCGUGCCGCCUGUGUGUGCAGAGGAAAACUCCCAGGGGACGGAGACCCGAGCUGGCUCCUUUUGUUUCUUCUAGGCCUUUCUGUGAUUUUUUUGUUGUUGCGGUCGGGGGAAGAAUUGAAGUGGUGGUUGGCUUCUGAGCCUUUUGCUAAUGGUGACAAGCGGUGGUGCGGGCCUGCUCGCAGAGAACCUCUCUGUCCUGCAGGCGGCAGCGUGCGUCUGACGCUCCCUGGACGUACGUGUGUG